Messenger RNA from Culex pipiens pallens (northern house mosquito), 1762 nucleotides. Its product is annotated as leucine-rich repeat-containing protein 74B-like. The transcript has 3 exons. Gene Ontology annotation, molecular function: small GTPase binding; GTPase activator activity. The record is from RefSeq and is a predicted model, not a curated record. The coding region runs from base 67 to 1704 and encodes 545 amino acids. Lineage: Eukaryota; Metazoa; Arthropoda; Insecta; Diptera; Culicidae. Gene Ontology annotation, cellular component: cytosol; nucleus; perinuclear region of cytoplasm. Gene Ontology annotation, biological process: activation of GTPase activity; nucleocytoplasmic transport.
UUGCUUUGUUUCGGGUUCAAUCGUCCAAAUUUGUCGUGUUAAAAAUUUACGCAAAAUAAAUAAAAAAUGGAAACAACCGAAAAAAUCAAUUCAAAGGAACGUAUCAAUCCGGAACCACCAGAUGUCACCGUUAGCGAACCGCAAGAAUCUCCGCUAGAUGUCACCGACAGCGACGAAUCGCCACCAGAUGCCGUUGCGCUCGAUCUUCCCCCAGAACCUAUUCGGUUGCGCAUCUGCCCGUUCCGUGGGGCCGACUCGCAGUCCACGAUCGUGGACGAGUCGGAGGAGUUUCCGGAACCGGUCGACCCGUGGAAGCGGCUCGCCGAAGACCGCGAACGGGACCGCAAGCGCAGCUUCGUGGAGCUUUACCUUACCGAGUGUCGCAAGUACGGGGUCACUCCGCUAGGGUACGUGCGGGACGUGCUGGGUCGGGUCGAUGCGGGCCCGCCGGAAGUGGUCGAGGUCGAUUUGAAUCGCUUCGGGCUUAGCAAUCUCCAGACGCAGAUCGUGCUGGACUGUUUGGCGGUAGCAUGUCCGGAUCGGUUGGCGCUGGUGGAUUUGAGGUAUAACCUGUUGAUGAGCGUUCCGAUGGCGGAAGCGGUGGCGAAUUUGCUUCAGGCGUCGCAGAACAUCCGGGAGUUGGAUCUGUCGCAUAAUCGGUUGAGCGACGAUCAGGUCGUGGCGAUUUUGGCCAAGGCUCUGUCGACUUCGAGCGUUUGGAGGUUGAACCUGGCUCGGUGUCAUAUUAGCGAUGCUGGAGGAGCGGUAUUGUUUGGGGAGUUGGUGCUGUCGGAAGUCCGGGAAGUAGACGUCAGUUGGAACCGGUUGGAGCAUCGGAGUGGGGUCGCUGCAGGGUCGUUCCUGGCGGGAUGCCCGACGGUUGAGGUCUUAAACUUGGAGGGGAACCUGUUGUAUGUGGAGAAGGAGAGCAUCGUUCCGUUGUUGAAGCAGUUGACCAAGAACGAGGGACUGAAGAGUCUGAAUCUGGCCUGGAACGCCCUCCGAGGUCCAUUGUUUGGGCAGGCACUGUUCAAGGCAUUGACGACCUGUAAGUUGGAGGUGAUCAACCUCGAGAUGAACUGUAUGCGAUCGGAAGAAGCUGCGUUUCUGUUGAAGAUCCUCAGAAAGGGCGAAUCGCUGCGCGAGAUCUACCUCGGUGGAAACUUCUUCGGCGAAGACGAUCUCAAGGAACUGGUCAAGUUCUUUGGCAGGAAUCCCAACUUGAAGGUUCUAUCGCUGGGACGGUAUCAGUUCGUGAACAAGAUCGCUGGAAGGCUCUCCCGCCGCUUCAUGAACCGCGAUCCGUCCAAAACGAUCAGCUACCAGGGCGUCCUGAUGGCGAACCCACCCCGCCCGGUAGACGUUCCGGAGAUGCUGCUCGAUCGGUGCCGCUUCCUGGGCUUCAAGCCGAAAAAGAAGAAGCUCAAGCGCGACCUGGGUCAUCUGAUGCUGCAGCUGCAACAGCUGGAGAGUGCCCCGCUCGAGCGGGAUGCCUUCGUCGCGGCGGUGAAAAAGUUCCGUAUCAAACUGGAUCGGCCGCUGCUGGAGGCGCUGAUGGAUGCGUUUCCGACCGGGAAGAGACAGGUCGACGGAGCGGCCAUGGCCGUCAAGUACUUGGGCAAAUAUCCGACGGAACCGCCACCGCCGAAGGUGAAGAAGGCUAAGAAAAAGAAGGGGAAGAAGGGAAAAAAGAAAAAGUUUUGAAUAUAUGAGCGAUAUGUUGUGUCAGCGAUUUUUAAACUUUGAUGAUGAGAAAGCUUGC